Messenger RNA from Carassius gibelio (silver crucian carp), 2282 nucleotides. RefSeq names its product m7GpppN-mRNA hydrolase-like. The transcript has 11 exons. Gene Ontology annotation, cellular component: P-body; cytoplasm. The record is from RefSeq and is a predicted model, not a curated record. Gene Ontology annotation, biological process: nuclear-transcribed mRNA catabolic process, nonsense-mediated decay; deadenylation-dependent decapping of nuclear-transcribed mRNA. Bases 179 to 1363 code for a protein of 394 amino acids. Gene Ontology annotation, molecular function: 5'-(N(7)-methylguanosine 5'-triphospho)-[mRNA] hydrolase activity; RNA binding; manganese ion binding. NCBI's taxonomy places the organism in Eukaryota, Metazoa, Chordata, Actinopteri, Cypriniformes, Cyprinidae.
CAUGCUAGCCUCAGCGUCGUCGACACAAAUCCACAGCACUGCUUGCUCCUUUUAUCGUUAAAAUUUUGAAUCGUACAGAGCCAUGUGUUUUGCCACAUAUUAUAAAUGCGAAGCGUAGUAGCUUUGCGCUGUUUUAAACACACUAGUCUUGCUUCUUCGGGAUGUUUUUACUCUUAACAUGGACACAAAACGAGGGGAGAUUCCUAACGAGCUGCUGGAUGACCUGUGCAGUCGCUUCAUUCUUCACAUCCCCAGCGAGGAGAGGGACAAUGCCAUCCGAGUGUGCUUCCAGAUCGAGCUCGCGCACUGGUUUUACCUGGACUUCUGCAUGCAGAAUUCACCAGGACUACCUCAGUGUGGGAUAAGAGACUUCGCCAAGGCUGUUUUUAAUCACUGUCCAUUCCUGCUGCCCCAUGGUGAGGAUGUUCAGAAGGUUUUAGAGCAGUGGAAAGAGUAUAAGAUGGGUGUACCCACGUUUGGCGCCAUUAUUCUGGAUGAAACGCUGGACAAUGUGCUGAUGGUCCAGGGUUAUCUGGCCAAGUCUGGCUGGGGGUUUCCUAAAGGGAAAGUCAAUAAAGAUGAAGCUUUCCAUGACUGCGCUGUGAGAGAAGUUUUGGAGGAGACCAGCUUUGACAUCCGAGAUCGCAUCUGCCAAAAAACAUACAUUGAUCAGAAGAUUUUAGAUCAGUUGGUUCGAUUGUACAUUAUUCCAGGAGUUCCUAAAGACACCAAGUUCAACCCCAAGACCAGAAAAGAGAUAAGGAACAUUGAAUGGUUCCCAGUCAAUAAACUGCCUUGCCACAGGAACGAUAUGACCCCCAAAUCCAAGCUUGGACUGGCUCCUAACAAGUUUUUCAUGGCUAUUCCAUUUAUUAGGGAGCUCAGAGAGUGGAUCGCCAAACACAAAGCCGAGUCAACGAGCAGCGACGAGGAUUUUGCGUCUAAUGGCAGCACAUCUUCCAAACCAUUCAGCUCUAAGCUCAGAAGGUCUCAGAUGUUGGUGGAAUCAUCUCCUGAAAGCUGGUUAAAGCAGAAACCACUGAAACCCUUUGGACAGACCACCCAGACGGAGUUAGUAGAUGUGCUUAAACCCAAGAAUCACGUGAAAGGCAACAGCAAGAAACAGCUGGAGUCUCCGAACCUGAAGAAAGGAGCUAAUGGUGUCAGCCAGCAGCAGAAAGAUGAGAAGAAACUUCAGCCCAGAAGACUGCAGGAUAACUUUGACACGGAUGCAGCCGGUGAGGUCUAUGGCUGUAACGGACAGACAGACUCGAGUUAUGAGGAAUACAUGCUCUCCUCACGGUCUUUCCUCAGCUUCAGAUUCGACAGAGAGGCCAUCAUGAAAUCCUGCUUCGAGUCCUAAAGAUCUGCUGAAGAUAUGCUGUAAUGCCUUUGGUUUUUAAAAGAUUUGACGCAGCAAAUGUUCUACCAUUGGAUCUUCUGCGCUGUAAACCUGUCGAGAUGCUUUGUGUGUUGGACCAAGAUUACAAACAAAUCCAAAAAAAUCAUUUUUUUUCACACACAUACGUCAGUUCCUAUUAAUCUGGAUCUGGAAUGCUGUUAGCUUGAGUUCUUUUUAGACUUUAUAUUCAUGCUAAAUCUUGUGCCCGAUAAUGAGUGCAUCAUUUUGUCUCUAAAGAGAGGUGUUUCUUGGUCAACUUGCUUGUUGGUUUGUCUGAAACACACUCGACAGUAGUUUGGUUCGGAGCCCCUAAAGUGUAUUUCUACUCUUUAUUUCAUUGUGAAUUCAGAUGUUAGAAUAAUAAUCAGUCCAGCUGUAUGUUGAAUUUCUAUGGCUCUGUGUUUGUUGUUUGCCGUUUUAUAAGAAGCUGCUCAAAAAGCAUGUUUCAGAGCAUCACAUGACCGCUAGUGGACAGAUAGGGUGGAUGUUACUCGUCCAAAAGCAGGAAAACCCAUUGAAGCACUAUAUACUUUAUCAAGUCCUCCGUCACCAAAUGUCUGCUCAGUGUGACAUCAAUGUGUUGGAUUUGCAGUUUGAUUAAUGACAUUUCAUCCGUUUCCCUCAAAUGAUGUCUUUAGUUUUGUUUUCUGUUCAUUGUUCAUAUUCGUUGUUGAUUUAUUUUAGCUGUCCAGGUUUUCCUCACCCUCCACAUGGUUACUAUACUAUAUUCAUAUUUCCUCUGUGAAAUGGCACUGAUAUCUUUGGUAAGCUGGUUUACAAUUAUGCAACACGAUUUGCUUAACCACAUUAUCUAUGGUUUGUAUUGCAUUUUUUUUUCUCUCUCUCAUUUUUUUGGUAAAUAAAGACACUUUCUUAAAGA